Molecule: messenger RNA, 1599 nt
Organism: Vicia villosa (hairy vetch)
Lineage: Eukaryota; Viridiplantae; Streptophyta; Magnoliopsida; Fabales; Fabaceae
Exons: 1
Coding region: 1-1599 (532 amino acids)
Source: RefSeq, a predicted model, not a curated record
AUGGCUGAUCCCCUCAAAAACACCAGUAAGACUGAAGUUGUUCACACUGUUGAUAGUGACCCAGCUGAAGAGGAGAUCAACAAGGAUGGACAAGGGAUUGCUAAGAAUGCCAAUGUUACUGCAGAUGUCAAUGACAUUGAAGAUAAUGAGCACACCAAGGCCAAUACUGAAACUAAUACUGAUGUGGUAGACUUAGAUAAGUACUCUAACAACGAAUUACUUACCUCCUUGAAUCCUAGUGUAGCCAACAGGCUAAUGACAAAAAGAAAAGACAAACAUGUUGUCCAAAGAUCCCCUAAAAAGAGCACACAAGUGAAAAGCCAUGUCAAAGACGUUGUCAUGAAGAAGAGUACUUCUGCUGGUCCUAUCAAGAGCAAAGCUGUAACCAAGAGUACAGGGGUUGGUCCAUCAAAAUCUUGGAGCAGGGUCAUUCCAAAGAAAAGAAAGGAAUGGGAAAUUGUUGAACCUGAGUCUGAUGCUGAAGUGAAUGUCCCUGACAUCCCAUCAAGGAAGAAGCCUACAACCAACAAGCUUGCUGCUAGUAUUCCUGAAGUUCCUAUUGACAACGUGUCAUUCCACCAUGCCUCUAGUGCCAACAGGUGGAAGUAUGUACUCCAAAAGAGAUUGGUUGUGGAAAGGGAAUUGGCUACAAAUGCUAUUGAGAACAAGGAGAUAUUAGAACUAAUUCAAGAAGCCGGACUAUUAAAGACUGUUUGCAAUCUUCCCAAAUGUUAUGAGAAGCUGGUCAAAGAAUUUGUGGUGAACUUAUCUGAAGACUGUGGAAAUAACAGGAGUAUGGACUACAGAAAGGUGUUUGUGAGAGGUAAGUGUGUAUCAUUCUCUCCGUCUGUGAUUAAUAAAUUCUUAGGAAUAACAGAUGAAGCUCAAACUGAGCUGGAAGUAACAGACAAAAAAGUUUGUCAAGUGAUCACAGCCAAGCAGGUAAAUAGAUGGCCCCGGAAAGAGAAGCUAACUGCAAGUAAGCUGAGCAUCAAGAAUGCAAUGCUUCACAAGAUAGGAGCAGCCAAUUGGGUUCCAACAAAUCACAAGUCCACUAUCUUAACUGUGCUUGGCAAAUUUCUGUAUGCUGUAGGAACAAAGGCAAAGUUUGAUUAUGGAACAUAUAUUUUUGACCAAACUAUGAAGCAUGCUGGAAGCUUCAGUAUUAAGGGUCCAAUUGCUUUUCCAUCCCUCUUGUGUGGUAUAAUUCUGAAUCAGUAUCCAAGAAUUCUCAAUGAACAUGAUGUAGUGUGCAAAACAGAAAGUCCCCUGGCCUUCCAUUAUAAACUGUUUCAAGGUAAGCAUGUUCCAGACAUUGUCAUGACAUCGACUGAAACUUCUAAAUCAGGAGCAUCAGUCAGCAAAGCAGAAGUCAUAGCAAUGUUAAAAGAGACUUGCAAAGAGCUGGAAUCUAGAAAAAUAUCUCUUGAAAAAAUGAUAAGUACUCUGGAAAUGAAUGAGAAUGAGAACUUUGCAGAUACUGAAGAGAUGGGAGGUAAAGAUGAACAAGAAUUGGAAGAAGAAAGUGCCAGUCCGGCUGAUGGCUCUGAGAAAGAAAGUUCUUCAGACACCUCAAGUGGGUCUGAAUAUGGGCAGUAA